Messenger RNA from Helianthus annuus (common sunflower), 1212 nucleotides. RefSeq names its product probable 6-phosphogluconolactonase 4, chloroplastic. Lineage: Eukaryota; Viridiplantae; Streptophyta; Magnoliopsida; Asterales; Asteraceae. Gene Ontology annotation, biological process: carbohydrate metabolic process; pentose-phosphate shunt. The transcript has 3 exons. The record is from RefSeq and is a predicted model, not a curated record. Bases 54 to 1013 code for a protein of 319 amino acids. Gene Ontology annotation, molecular function: 6-phosphogluconolactonase activity.
AACACAAAAGGCCCUAGGUUUGGUGAUCAAUCAGUCUAAAGGGCGCACAACAUAUGGCAUCUUUGUUCCAACCACUUUACGCCCCUCAGUGCACCCGCACACCAACCCACACUCCUCCUAUUCUACUUCCCUCACGAUCUCCGUCAUCUUGGUUUCCGGUCACCAACCGAUCUUCCCGUGCUAACAUCGCCGCCGCCCACAAUCCGAUCAAACUCAACUGUUUCAAGACCAAAGCUUCUUCAACGUCAGCAGCAAAUAUGGCAACUGAGAAACAAGUUCAGGUAUUUGAUUCCGAAGAAGCCCUUUCGGUUUCUCUCGCCAAAUACACCGCCGAUUUGUCCCAAAAGUUCACCCAACAAAAGGCUUCCUUCACCGUUGUUGUCUCCGGUGGAUCUUUGAUCAAGUCGCUCAGGAAGCUAGUAGAAUCACCUUAUGUUGAUUCUAUUGAUUGGUCAAAGUGGCAUAUGUUUUGGGUGGAUGAAAGAGUGGUUCCUAAAGAUCAUCCUGAUAGUAAUUAUUUGCUUGCCUAUGAUUGCUUUCUCUCCAAGGUGCCAAUUCCUCCUGGAAAUGUUCACGCCAUUAACGACGCCUUGUCAGCAGAGGCUGCAGCAGAUGACUACGAGACCCACAUCAAGCAUCUGGUUCAUAACGGGAUAAUCAGCACUUCGGAGACAACUGGGAUUCCAAAAUUCGAUCUUAUGCUAUUGGGUAUGGGCCCGGAUGGACAUGUGGCGUCUUUAUUUCCUGGUCACCCUCUACUAGCCGAGAAGAGCAAGUGGAUCACCUUCAUCAAGGAAUCACCAAAACCCCCUCCAGAAAGAAUUACUUUUACGUUCCCAGUGAUCAAUUCGUCUGCGAAUGUUGCGCUCGUGGUAGCCGGGGCUGGUAAAGCCCAUCCGGUUCAUGUGGCUCUGGGCAAUGGUCAAGAGCCUGAGCCUUUGCCGGUUCAGAUGGUGGCGCCUGAAGGCCAGUUGACAUGGUUUUUGGACAAAGAUGCAGCUUCUAAGCUCUAGGGCAAGAAGGAAUCGCAUCCUGUUGUAACGUGAGUUGAUUAAACCGUUUUUGGACCGUUUUCAGGUUCAAGAUUGUAAUGCACUUUGAGUGAAGAAUAAGGUUUAAUUGCUCAAUUUUCAAGCAAGAAUGAGAAGAUAACAAAAUGACACUUUGUUAGGUAUGUCAAUGUUUAUGUUUUGAAAGCUUUGUUUGUUUGUU